This is a messenger RNA of Amphibalanus amphitrite, 4433 nucleotides long. Its product is annotated as nascent polypeptide-associated complex subunit alpha, muscle-specific form-like. Bases 180 to 2981 code for a protein of 933 amino acids. NCBI's taxonomy places the organism in Eukaryota, Metazoa, Arthropoda, Thecostraca, Balanomorpha, Balanidae. The record is from RefSeq and is a predicted model, not a curated record. The transcript has 9 exons. Gene Ontology annotation, molecular function: dopamine receptor binding.
CACAACACUUGAAUUUGGAAUAUAUAGUAGUCCUGUGUGAUUUUAUGUCUGUUGCUGAGCUUCUGUAGAUUAUAUAUUUAUUUAACCAAUCAUCACGGAACCCUGGUGCAUUUCAUUUAACCUUAAUGAAGCAUUCAUUCAAUAUUACCACCCGAUAAUAGGAAAAGAGUUUGCCGGAGAUGGAUCCCAGGGAGGGGAUGCCAUUCGGCUGGCCGCCGGAGAGUGUGCGCCGCCGGCCGCCGCCACCUCCGGCCGAGUAUCUGGCGGCCCAGUACCACCCGCCGCCGCCGGGCCUGUACCCGCCCCACUCGCUGGCCGGCGCGCCGCCGCCGUACGCCGGUCUGCAUGAGCACGAGCUGGGCGGCGGGCCGGCGCCGGCGCACUACCCGCCGCCGCCGGACCCGUUCUUCCAGGCGCCGCCGCCGCCGCCGCCGCCGCCGGCCGAGCGGCUACUCUACCAGGAGGAGCCGUACUACAUGCCGCUGCACGAGCCGCCGCCGCUGCCGCCGCCGCAGCACCAGCAGCACUACAUGCUGCAGCCGGACGAGCUGCACGGCCUGCGCCUGCAGCACGGCCGGCUGGGCGCGCUCGGCGGCCACGACGGGCCGCUGCAGCGCCACCUCAGCUCACCGGCCGGCCUCCUGUCGGCGCCGCCGCCGCUGCCGCCCGUCUCGGCACCGUUCCACGCCACCACGGCGCCCUCGGCGCUGCGCUUCUCACCGCGAUUGGCCGCGUUUGGGGCCGAGCCCGAGCAUGAAGGGGACGGCGAGUUUGGUACAGCACGCAUCAGUGACAACCUGGCGGCCCAUCUCAGUCAGAUGGAGGCCCCGCCGCCGCAGCUGGAGCCGAGUCCGCCGCCGCCGGCCGCGGCACCCUCCUUCCUGAGCACUCUGUUCGGUGGCUGGCGCGGCGACGCGGCCACGGCCGACUCCGGCCUGCCCGUGUCGUUCGGGGUGAAGCCGGCAGACACGCCGCCGUCGCCGCCAUCCACGCCAGUCGCAGACAUGGUCCAGGAGCUGGGUGUGACGGUGGCGGCGCCGGCCACCCCGGAGCCGGCGCCCGCCAGUCCGACACCGACUCCCGUGGUCGUGACGCGCGCUGAGCCGGCUCGUCCGAGCUACUCGGCCGUGUUGGCCAAGCCGCGGCCGCCGCCGGCCCCUCCGGCCGCCGCGCAGCGGUCUGUGGACUCGGGAUCGGUGGCUGGGCGUCAGCAGAGUGGUGGGCCUCGCGGGCAGACGGCGCGCGCCGGCGAGUCGGAGAGUGGCGGUGGCUCACGGCGCGGCGGCCGCGGUGGUCGCCGCCGCCGCUCCUCGGCAGACACAGUGACCAGGGCAGCGGCGCGCGGCUCUCCGGCUGGAGGUACCCCUGCGCGCCAGCCGACUGCCCCCGCCGGCCGGCCUGCCCAGGAGCAGCAGCCGCCGCCACCACCACAGGUGCCCGGCAAACCUGCAGAUACCAGCAAGAAGAAGAAACGGAGCGGCAAAUCAUCACGCUCUGAGUCCUCCGACUGCUCGGUGGCCGGCCGGCGCGCCGAGACGCUCAACAACAACCCGGACCGGGCGCAGCCGACCGUCCAGCGCCGGCCGCUCAACUAUAACAACAACCUGGGCGCCUCGUCCACCCUGGGGCCGGCGCAGACCCAUGUGCACGCGCCGCCGCCGCCGCCCACCGCCGGCGACACCAAGAAAAUCGACGUCAAUGUCGGCAAACAGAAAAACUGCGCCGGAAAAACGUCCAACGAGAGCAAGAAAGUCGCCGAAGAGACGAUGGACAAGCCGGACAACAAGACGCUGUCGCAGUCUCGGGGCUCCCAGCCGCUCAAUCUGCUCACACCCGGCGGUGCCGCCAAGUCGGAGCGUGUCAGCAAGGAGCUGGCGUUCCGCGCGCGGCCGGGCCGGGCGAGCGGCCGCGGCCGGCGCGAGGCCGGGGAGCCGACCUCUGACCUGCUGCGCCGGCUGGCGGCCCAGCUGACGCCGGGGGUGGCGCUGGUGGGCACGCUGCUCGCCUGGCUGGCGCACCUGGUGUGUGACGUGACGCUCAUGUCGUCCCGGCUGCUCGGUGUGCUGAUACUGUCCGUGGUGGAGGCGGGCCGACUGCGCGCCUGCCGCGCCGCCGGCCGCGCCCGCGCCGCGGUCACCUCCCGACUGGCGGCGAUACGCGACUGGUGGAGUCGGCCUGCCGCCUCCGGCACCGCCGGCUCCGGACUGACGGCCAAUAUCUCCCUGCCGGCCACCGGCGAGGACGCCAUGAAACGACUGCUGGCCUGCAAGGAUAAGGACCCGUACAGUAUUCUGGGUGUGACGCACAACUGCUCGGACGCCGAUAUUAAAAAGUACUAUAAGCGUCAGGCAUUGCUCGUCCACCCGGAUAAGAGCCGCUCACCGGGCGCCGACGAGGCCUUCAAGAUUCUGCGGCGCGCCUUCGAGCUGAUCGGAUUACCAGAGCAGCGGGCGGCGUUCGACGCCCAGGCCAAGGAGCAGCGCGAGGUGGACCUGGCCUUCCGACAGUACACCGAGGAACUCAUGACCCGGCUCCGCGAGAAGAUCGAAGAGACCCAGAACACGCUCCGAUGCAACAACUGCAACCAGCGCCACCGUCGCAGUCGCACACAGCGACCGUGCUACGCGGCGCGGGCCUGCGCCACCUGCAAGAUCCAGCACGCGGCCAGAGAGGGCGACAUUUGGGCGGAGAGCCGGUGGCUGGGCCUGUUCUGGCGCUACUACGCCUGUAUGGACGGCGGGGUGUUCGACAUCAGCGAGUGGGCCGCCUGCCAGUCGCAGUCGCUCAAACACCUGCAGGCCAACCACCAUACGGUUCAGUACCGCAUCAUAUCGGGCGCCAAACGGCACCGGCCGCCCGCCGACGAGCCAUCUGACCGCGAUCUGGAGGACAUUCUCAGCAACCUGUACAACAACGGAUCGAUGUCUGGCGAGCCAGCGGCGGGCCAGCGGCGCCGCGGCGGCCGGCGACGCGCCCACUGAGCCGUGUGAGUGCGCCGCGCGCGCGAGGGACGGACGGGAUCGGAGCAGAUCUGCGCGGAGAGUGGAACUGUGCCGGGGAAGGCCGCGGUACUGAGACGGGCGGGCGGAGGGCGGUGAGUGCAGGCGACCAGUCCGUUGUAGGGCUGGAGGAGUGGCAGGGGAGGGUGUUCUUUCGUCUCGCGGUAGGACGUUCCUCUCCUCAUGCCAGUCGGCGGGUUGGGAACGGAUAUCCCUUCUGAUGAUGGGGAAAGGACUCCCUCCGCCGGAUGGAAGGGAUGGUGCGCGUGGGAGGGACGCUCUUCCUGCCAGGUCAGGGGGACGUCCAUUCUGCUGUCUGGGGAGGGACAGCCCUCCUCUGAUCGGCAGGUGAGGGACGUCCCUCCAUCCCCGGCUGGGAGGGACGCCCCCUCCCAGCAGGACAGACACGUGCCUCCGCUCGGAGGCAGGGAGGGACGACCCUCCAUCCGCCAGUCGCGCUGCCGUGGCCCGACCCAGCUUUGGGUAACAAUAAAAGACGAGACGGUGCCGCCGAGCGAGGCGUGCUGCCGGUCUCUGGGGGCUGGCGGUGACGGAAAGGUCGCGGGGGCAGUGGGAGGUCGUGCCGCGGGGAGGGGCGCACAGGGUGUCGACGGCUCUCGUACCGUGCUGGUGAAUGUGAGGCGAGCGAGAGCCCGCCGUUCGUAAAGCUACGCCCAUCUGCGGUGGAUCUCCUAGUAUUUGGAUCGGUAUUACCACCGCCCUAUGCACCAAUUCACCACCGGUACGGCUGACCAGUCGGGACUCCCGCACCUCUCACACUUUCGGAAAUCAGUUCUCGUUGCGAUGGGUGCACGGCGCCGGGCGCUGCGGGCUAUCAGUGUGCGUGAGAACGAAGGUGCUCCGGUAGGCGUGGGUGUUCGGUCUGGCGUGCACUGUAUAUCUGAGCGGUGUUCGUAUGCGUGCAGCGGCGGUUCGAGGGUCCGGGGCGGGUUGUUGUCGCGUUUUCGGCGGCCUGGCGGGCGAUCGGGCUGUGGGCUUGCGGGAAGGAGGCUUUGCUGUGAUGUGGUCUCUGCUGAGGGCCGCUGGCGGCGCCGGUCGGCGGUCCUGCGGCCGGCGGGGCUGUCGCCGCUGACCAGCCGGUCCGCCUCGCGGCGUUCUCUGGCUUCAGUCUCCUGUGGCCACCGUAUGCAAGCCAUAUGCAGUUUUAAGAGGAUAUCUCUGCCUUCUCGUCUCAAUGGCGUGCUUUCAGCUUUGAUUUGAUUUAUUUGCCUUGGUUUAGUUUGCUUAGCGGUUUCCUUCUAGGAUCGUUUUCUUCUUCUUCAGAGUUGCACUUGUUCGUGUUGGCCGGCUGUCGUGUUGGUAGGCUCGUAUUGCGUUUCAGCUCGGUUUUCAAACCUCGUGUGCUACUGAUAUGUAUUCUCUUUGGUAUGGUCUUUACAACACGACAUGAUUCAGAAUAAACAGACUUUGAAG